This is a messenger RNA of Dibothriocephalus latus, 1194 nucleotides long. The record is from the annotation of a GenBank genome assembly. NCBI's taxonomy places the organism in Eukaryota, Metazoa, Platyhelminthes, Cestoda, Diphyllobothriidea, Diphyllobothriidae.
AUGUAUCUUCUUAUCGAUAUUCGGGCCUUCAAAACUGUCAGUCAUUGCAACAUCAGCUGGCACCGGCUUGUCUACUCACAGGAGACAAACAGCUUUGAGUUGUCCCUCGUGGUGCAGGUUUCAGACGGAGGGGACAGCCACAGGAGUUCUGAGCGAUCGGUUCUCGGUAGCGUCUUCCAGAAAAAGGUGUCUUCUGCCGCACAACCCCAUACCUUUGAGCGAAUGGCAGAGGUUUCGGAUAACAACUGGAAACGCCCGGUUCCUCGUUCAGUCUACCUACUCUACCCCCAGGCACUGGAUAUGACGCAGGUGGUAGCGAACAUUACUCACUGUCUUCCCAUACCAGAGGCUUCCAUAUUCAACCAGACAGUCCGAUUCCUUAACGUCAGUUCGAAUGUCUGCGUACCGGAAAAGGCUGUCGACAGACCUCUAAAUGCUAUCGUGGUGAUCAAGUCCGCCGUCUACAAUUUUGCGGAUCGUGAGCGUUUACGUAGAGCCUAUGCAAACGAAACCGAGCGUGAACCGGCCUUCCGCAUGGCCAUGGUCUUCUCUCUAGGGCUGCCUCGAAGCAGCGGUGGUCGCUUCUUCCAACGCGAUGGUAUCAACAUCUCUCUCCCAGGCCGGGAGGGCGCAUCACUGGAGAAGAUGAAGUCCCAGAGGCUGAAAGUCCUGAGAAAGCUGGCAGAAGAAGCCCAAUGCCAUGGUGACCUCGUGGUGGGUGACUAUGAGGACACCUACUAUAACCUCAGCCUGAAAUUAUUCCACACUUUCCAGUGGGCCUCUGGCUUCUGUCGUGGGCAUGUGACGCAUCAGCCGCAACGACCUCCCGUCUUCGUCCUCAUGGACGAUGACUAUGCCUUCAGUAUCAGUCGUCUGAAGGCUGAACUGGGUGCCCUCUUGGACGCGCAGAUUCGACGAGUGGCUCUGGGCUACCUAAUGAAUGGAAGUAAGGUACUUCGCCCGCUGGCCUCUCGAGGUUUUGAACAGUGGACCGUCUCCAAACGUCAGGUGCCCUGGCCCUACUACACGCCUUACUCUUCCGGUGCCUUCCUAGUCCUCGGCGCUAAUGUCCUCCAGGAAAUUGCCCUAACCGUGUACUUCACCGUGCAGUUUUCAGUGGACGAUGCCUGGCUAAGCAUGGUCAUGUCGAAGUUAGACCUCUAUGCCCAGCGUCGUCCACACAUGUAUAUGUGA